GUCGGUCCUCAGAAUCUCCCAGUCACCUCUUCGAGUCUGUACGGGGACCAGCGCGUGGAUUUGUCUCGAUCGUGUACACCUCGACAUUUUCCCGCUCCCGGUGCGCAACCACGAUCGCGUGGAUCGAUCGAUCCAGGAUGAUGACGGGGAUACACAUCGAGGACGCGGACGAUUGACAGAUCGGGUGGUGAGGAUGUUUUCCUGUGAUUGGUGGUGAAACACAGCGACACUGAUUGUGUAGAAAAAUGGCUUUGACCGUUGUAACCUCGGCCCGCGUUUUCAACGGAAACGUGGGGACGCAGGCCUACGUUUCCGGUUCGACAGGCUCGAAGUGUCUUUGCUGCCCUUACGGCUACCACAUCGACCUGGACUUCGUGCGAUAUUGCGAGGCGGUUGCAGCAGGAAGUGCCGGCGACAGGUCUAGCAUCGAAAGACGAAAGAAAAGAGAACGUCGAAGGCAAUGUCAGUCGAUGGAGGUUCUCCUGGGUCUGGUGAGUCCAGCCCUCGUCGGAAUAGAGGCCGAAUUACCGAAAAUACCACAGGAACCUGCUACAACGAAUGGCGUGACGACUCUGCCGAGGUCGACCCACGAUAAGCAAGAGUGCACGCAAGUAUCAACGGCUCUCGACCUCAGCGACGUGGUGGGCGAUUUCGAAGCGACCUUGAAACGUUCCUCCAAAUCCACCAAGACUUUCGAUAAAGAAGAUCGCACAGAGAACGAUGGAACGAACACGGCCACACCAGCGCAGAACAACGCGCAAACGGAACACGCCGGGGGUGAUUUUGAUAACGCGAGCGUCGGAAGCGGAAAUUCGAAUCUCAGCACUGGCGCGCUACAGAACAUCAGAGAACAAAUGGCAGCGUCGUUGGAACGGAUGCGGGAGUUGGAGGAACAGGUCAAGGCAAUUCCCAUGUUACAGGUGCAAGUGUCGGUGCUGAAAGAGGAGAAGCGGAAUCUGCUGCGACAAGUGGACGAGCUGAGCAAAACGAAACAGUACGACGAUAGCGUAUUGCACAGGCAUCGCAGCCAGUCUUUCUCGGAACAACGCGACUCCCAGCGAAAUCUGAGGAACACGGCCACUCCAAUGAGAGACAUGGGAACGAUGUGCGGCGUAAUGACACGGGACGUCGGUGUUUCGCACCAGCAGGUUCGAACCCGAGACGUCGGCAUGAUAACGAGCACCCCGAUAAAACGAUCUUUGCAAAAGAGUCGAUUGCAAAUCGAAGAAAUCGUACCUGAAAUUAAAGACCAGAGCACAUUGUUCGACGAUCGAACAUCGUCGAGUCUUGAUAAGCUCUACUCGAGCGAUUCCCACGACAGUUGGAGAUCGACUUUAACCCGUAACCAUCGACUGUAUGAAGAUAUAACGUCGGAGGAAAAAAUGAGGAAUCGUUUGAAGAGAAGCCCACUUCAGAUAGAAACGAUACCACCUACCAGCCCGAAAUUGGCCAGAGAUGUAAAGAAAUUUCGUGAUGUUGCAGUUAACACGAGGAACAAGUUAAAGGAUCUUGUAUACAGUCGAUUUGUGAUCGAGGAUAUAGCACCUGAAAUAAAGAAAGAAGCGAAGAAAAGAUCGUGUGGAACAUCGACAGGGUUAAAUAUGAAAGACGUUUUAACGAAAGAAGAUGUCGCGGUUAUCGUGGAUGAUGCUCUCAGGAUUUAUAAGAAUACGUUAAUUAAAGAUACAGUGUCUAGGGGUUGUCAGUGUACCCCAGAUCCGAUAAAAAUAAUCGAGAAGAAGGAUCAGUACAUACAGGUGGCGGAACCAUUUAAAAUGAGAACGAACGUAGGAGUCAUGGUAAAACCAAGGGUGUGUGAAAUUGGAAUCGAGGUUAGAACUGGUCCUGCAACGAGGACCAUCGCUGUUGGUUCCGAUCCAGUUGCUACUCAAUCGUUAUCUUUACAUUCGAUGAACUCGAGAAGUCAUUCGUUUAAUUACGGCGAUACUCAGCUAAAAAGAAAAACUACAAAAUCUGUUAGCGUUAUGGUAGAUGAUUUAGUGAGAACCACGGUAAAGAGCACCGACACUUCCGGUCUAGCGCCUAGAAAACGAGAGUUUGGUACUUCGCCGAUAAAAAAGAAAUUCACAGACGUCUCGGUCGGAGAAUCGAUCAAACCACACAUUUCUAUCUCAUGCGCUGCUAAUUAUUGUGAUAAUUGUAAGGAGACUAUAAAGAAUUUGGCGAAACAAAUUGUCAACAACGCGGAGAAUAAUAUGAAUCACCAGAACACGAAUCUCGUCUCGAGGAUACCGAGGCCGUCUCAAAUACCGUUGAACAACACGAUAGAUUACAGAAGACAAUUUAAACGACAGGAUACGUAUACGAAGAUACCUGCAGGUGUGAUUAGAUAUGAUUCCGAUAACAAGGAACAAUAUGACAACAAUAAUCGUAUCCAAUUGCAAGGAGAAAAAAGAAAAGAUGAUAAAUCAGAAGAAAUAUAUAAUACAGAAAAACAAGCAGAUAGUGAAGAAAAACACGAACUUCCAGAAUCUGCAUUGUUCCAACCUAUACAAGAAAAACCCAGGAAGAAAGUUGAACCAUCGAAAGAGAUGCAGGCCGCCAUGAAGGUUCUUAACGACAGCUUUAAAAAAUCUCCUAGUAAAAAUAUCUCUCAUCAAAUGAAAAAUGCUAUUAAUAUCAUCCAACAAGAAUGGUUCAAAGUUUCAAGCACAAUAAAUGCCAAUCCCUUAGAAGUUGAAGAUUAUCUAGAUUGUUUUGAAGAAUGUUCAAGUACUUUAUUGGAAUAUAUUGUUAAUAUGACUGACUCAAGUGGGAACACUGCAAUGCAUUAUGCAGUAUCUCAUGGAAAUUUUGAUGUUGUAUCUAUACUUCUUGAUUCAAAAGUUUGCGAUAUUAACAAAGCAAAUGUGGCCGGAUACACGGCUGUGAUGUUGGCAGCUCUUGCUGAAGUCAGAAAUUCCACUCAUGCUUCAGUGGCUAACAGAUUAUUCCAGCUUGCAGAUGUUAAUAUUCGAGCAAAAUUACAUGGUCAAACUGCCUUGAUGUUGGCAGUAUCUCAUGGUCGCAAAGACAUGACACAGUUACUUCUGGAUGCUGGAGCUGCAGUUAACAUUCAAGAUGAAGAUGGCAGUACAGCUUUAAUGUGUGCCGCGGAACAUGGGCACACGGACAUCGUACGAUUGUUACUUGCGCAUCCAGACUGUGAUCCAUCGAUCGUUGAUAUAGAUGGUAGUUCCGCUCUAAAAAUCGCGUUAGAAGCAGGCAAUCGAGAUAUCGGUGUAUUACUCUAUGCACACGAGCGCGUGAAUAGAGGAACAAGUCCAUAUUCGUCGAUGAGACGUAGUAGAAGAGGUUCCAAACCAACAACACCUACCGGCCCUUCCCCUUCAGCUCCAGUAAGCCCAGCUCCAUCCCGGCGAAUUCAUUCUUCAACAGUUUCCUUAAACACCUCAAAAUAUUCUGCUAAAUAAUUUACAAUAUUGGAAGACUUUUUUUUAUUGAUAUUUAACGUACUAGUAAAUAAUUUGAAUUAUAAUCGCAUCAUACAAAUAAGCAAUAAUGCAAUCGGCGUUCCGUGUUUCCUAUAUUUAUUGCUAACGUGUUUUAGUAUUUAUCGUCGAUUUAUAAUAUUUUAGGAUUUUAAUUUUUUAAGAUGAAACAAUCAUGUUCUUGCCUAAUCAUUCAUCAGUCUCAGCGCAAAUAUUUAAUUUAAGAUGUGUAUUUAACUGCUCAACUUUGUAUACAAUUAUUCAAAAAAAGUUUGAGGAUGUUUUGUAAAGUUAGUCCAUAGGAAAGGUAUCUGUGAAACGUGUUGUUUCACAGCGUUAGUAGAUAGGAGGGAUUUGUAUAAAAUUUGAAACUUCUUUCUAGGUGCUAUCAGAGUAAAAGAUGAAUCCAUUUUCAUUGUUAAUAAAUUUUAUACGAUGUCACGAUGACUAAAUGGUUAACUUCAAAAUUCAAUUUCUACAUUUUUAAAAACCAUGUGUGAAAGUACAAAAAAAUUUCUUAUAUAUAAAUACGAGCCCACACAGGGAAAGAAUUAAGUACGUAAUGUCUUCCAACAUCCUGUGGCAUUGAACAUUCCAAAAAUAAAAAAAGAACGAAUCAACAAACAAUCCGAAUUUCUUGUCGCAGAAAGCUUUUCUUAUAUCUACUCUAUAACAUAUUCUGUAACUGUCAGGCCUAAUUUCCGUUAAAUCCUGGGGAUCAAACUAUCAGUAGAAUAAUUGUGUACUGAUACACAUAGAGGAAAACGAUACAAUAUGUGUAAUGAUUAUAUGGUGCACAAAUACGAGAUUUCUAAUUCCUGUGACUAUAAUGUUGAAUUUAUAUACGGAGAAAUUUGUAGAACCUAUUGGUGAUCGUUCGAUGUUGAAGUAGAAAUGUUAUAGAUGUGAAAGUAUAAAUAUAGCAUCCGUACAUAACAACAAAAUAUCGGAGGGCAUGCGAGGAAAAUUUACUAAGUUUAAUAGUUGUUGAAAUUAUUUCAGGAUACAGUAUAUAUAUAUAUAUAUAUUAUAUAUUAUAUUAUAUAGAACAAAAUACAAAAGAUGUAAUUUCAUUUCAUUCCUCGUUUAUCUGUGUUACCCUCGUGUUAGGAAUUGGAUGUAUAAGAAUAAUCUUAACGUUGAACGUAUUCUUACAUAGGGUUGUGAAUAUCUAGAAAUAACGAACGUAUUUAAGUUCAACAUCAAAGAUUUAGGUUUAACGCUAUAAUGAGUAUUCCUAUCGUUAAGGAUUUAUAUUAACGUUAAGUGACGACUAUGUAUCAAAGAUAGUACUGAAUCAAGUAAUAGACUUGUAGGAAUCUAGAAAUUAGAUAACUACUUUUCAUUGUUUGUGCCUUUAUAUUUAACAUAAUAUUGUAAUUGAUAAUAAAAUCGAAAAGAAACAACAUAA
Messenger RNA from Bombus pyrosoma, 4863 nucleotides. RefSeq names its product KN motif and ankyrin repeat domain-containing protein 2 (gene Kank). Bases 246 to 3434 code for a protein of 1062 amino acids. Gene Ontology annotation, molecular function: protein binding. Gene Ontology annotation, biological process: negative regulation of actin filament polymerization. Gene Ontology annotation, cellular component: cytoplasm; cytoskeleton. The record is from RefSeq and is a predicted model, not a curated record. The transcript is spliced from 10 exons. Lineage: Eukaryota; Metazoa; Arthropoda; Insecta; Hymenoptera; Apidae.